Molecule: messenger RNA, 378 nt
Organism: Darwinula stevensoni
Lineage: Eukaryota; Metazoa; Arthropoda; Ostracoda; Podocopida; Darwinulidae
Source: the annotation of a GenBank genome assembly
CUUCCGACAUCUAGUCUGACGAACGAGACCUGCUGGAUCGAAGGCAGCUCCACGAUUUCCAACUCAAGCCUUCGGCAACAUUGCUGGAAUGCUGUCCUGGUGGAUCCAAGUGAUAAGAUGCUCUGCGGCGGGGCCCUCAUCGAGCGCCAGUUAGUUGUCACCACCGCCUCCUGCUUCUUCUUCCACCAACAGUAUAAGAUCGAACAGCUGGCGAUAAGAUUUGCUGGGAGUUCGGUGCGACACCGAAUCGUCACGGACUUCUUGCACCGAAGAUUUCGGGAAGAAACGCUCGAAAACGACUUGGGGAUGAUCAUCCUCGAGAAGUCAGUGAAGGCGGAGGAAAAGGCGUGCCUGAUGUGCACUCAAGAUGCCUACAGC